AUGGCGAUGAUGACAAUGCAGAUGGGAGGACUGAUGAUGGCCACGCUGGGCUGGCUGGGCUCCAUCCUCACCUGUGCCCUGCCCAUGUGGAAGGUGACAGCCUUCAUCGGCUCAAACAUCGUGGUAGCCCAGGUGUUCUGGGAAGGGCUGUGGAUGAACUGUGUCUACGAGAGCACGGGGCAGAUGCAGUGCAAGGCCUACGACUCCCUGCUGGAGCUCACCUCUGACCUGCAAGCUGCUCGUGCCCUGGUGGUCACCUCCAUCUUCGUGGCCUUCCUUGCCUUCUUCAUCGCCCUCUCGGGAGCUGACUGCACCCGCUGUGUGGAUGACAAUGGCACCAAGACCAGGAUCUCUGCUGUGGCAGGUGUCAUCUUCAUCAUGGCCAGCAUCAUGCUGCUCAUCCCUGUCUCCUGGUCUGCCAACAGCAUUGUCAGCAACUUCUACAACCCCAUGGUGCCUGAGGCCCUCAAGAGAGAGCUGGGGGCUGCCCUCUACAUUGGCUGGGCCUCCAGUGCCCUGCAGCUCUUUGGUGGGGGCGUCCUGUGCUGCUCAGGAUCCCAGUCCCAGCAGGACCCCUACCCCAAGAAGUACAGGGCAGUGAAAACCUGUGGCCCAAUGGGCUAUCCCAUGAAGGACUAUGUGUGAGCCACUGUGCCCAGGUGCCAGCCCAAGGCAGAGCACCACUGUCCCUGUCCUGUAUCCCCGUGCCACACCUGCCCCUGCACUGCCUCCUCCUGCCCAUCCCCCUGCUGGCCAACCCCCAGCACAGUCCC
Molecule: messenger RNA, 773 nt
Organism: Pyrgilauda ruficollis (rufous-necked snowfinch)
Lineage: Eukaryota; Metazoa; Chordata; Aves; Passeriformes; Passeridae
Product: claudin-4-like
Exons: 1
Coding region: 1-645 (214 amino acids)
Biological process (GO): bicellular tight junction assembly; cell adhesion
Cellular component (GO): bicellular tight junction; plasma membrane
Molecular function (GO): structural molecule activity
Source: RefSeq, a predicted model, not a curated record